This is a messenger RNA of Lecanosticta acicola, 615 nucleotides long. The record is from the annotation of a GenBank genome assembly. Lineage: Eukaryota; Fungi; Ascomycota; Dothideomycetes; Mycosphaerellales; Mycosphaerellaceae.
AUGACGAUCUCUGAAGAGUUCAGAUCGAGAAAUUUCAGUGAGUUGGGAGCAAUCAAUUGCAUGGUUGGACAUCGGCUGACUGAAGCUUUCCUCAGGUAUCUACGGACAAUGGUACGCCAAUUGAUGCGAUGAGAUAUCAUGAGCUCUCUGACAUUGUGUGCAGGACCGGUGUACUCUGCGUGGUCCUCUGCUUUGCAUUGGGCAUCGCGAACAUCUUUACUGCCGUUCUGAUCAUCCCCUUUAGCAUCAUCUGCCUGUACGGACAUUCCUCCCAAUCGCUACCUGGGCAGUUGUCUGUAUGCUGACUGGUACAGUGUCUGCUCCUUCAUCAUCCUCUUCAUCGAGAUUCCGCUUCUCUUGCGCAUUUGUCCGACCUCGCCGAAGUUCGAUCAAUUCAUUCGCCGAUUCGAGACCAAUUACAUGCGCGCUGCCAUCUACGCUGUCAUGUCCAUCGUGCAGUGGCUCUCCCUCAUCGUGCAGGCCUGCUCAUUGAUCGCCGCAGCUGUGGUACUGCUCUUUGCAGCGCUCUUCUACGCGCUGGCCGGUUUCAAGGGACAAGAGUUUCAGAGCAGUAAGACGUUGGGAGGCCAGGGUGUUGCACAGAUGAUUGUCUAG